CAUUCGCAAUGAUAACCUAAUUCUCACGUAAUUUUCCUAAUAAAUAGAAUGUAUUAAACAUUCUUUGCCUUUAACUCAUAUAUUUUAUCACAGUACUUAAUGUAAUUAUUAUUUUAUAUCUUUAAACGACAAGAAUUUAAAUGUUUUUGCAUCCAAAUUUUCGACUUCGAACCCAAAAAAUUGUUAUGAAAACUUUUUUAUGACGACAUAAGUAUCUCUUCUCGAAGUUUCCAACAGUAGCGAACACACCAAUUAUACUAUACAUAUAUAUUGCAUACACAUUUCUACGUGUGGGUGUAUAUAUAUAUACAAUUCGAUGCACGUGGUAUAUUAUAUGUAAUCUGACGUCUUCGGAUUCUGUCGUGGUAACAAGACAGAGUUACUAAUUCCGUUGACACGAAGACUUCGUGGUUGGUGCAUUCAACUUACUGACAUCUUUUUAGUAUUCCUUUUUGAUAUUAUAAUACUCAAAUGUAAUAAACUGGGAAAAUAUUUGUCACGCAACAGGUUAAAGAUUGACCAUAAUAUUUCCAAAAUAUGUCGCAAUACGAGAAUGAUAUUAUCGAAGACAAAGAUGAUAAUCCUAAUACAUCAGGAGACUUAGGACUUCGUCAUAGAAUUCCAUGGAGCGAUCGUGUAUUGCUAAAUAGUGAAAUUCCAGGUUUGCAUGAAGUUAAAGAAUUAUUAGAAGACGAUGAUGCUAGCUGUUUGGCAGAAGAGGAGGAUGGGGUUGGAUGCCCCCUUCCAUCUACUCCUGAAGAUGAUCAUCUUUUGGAUUGUGAGAUGACAGAAGUAUUAAAAGCAGGAGUAUUAAGUGAUGAAAUUGAUCUCGGUGCCUUGGCUCACAAUGCUGCUGAACAAGCUGAGGAAUUUGUUCGUAAGGUCUGGGAAGCAUCCUGGAAGCAAUGUCAUUUUAGAAAUUUACCUCGGUGGUUACAAGAUAAUGAUUUCUUACAUGCUGGUCAUAGACCACCAUUACCGUCAUUUUAUGCUUGCUUCAGAAGUAUUUUUCGUAUUCAUACAGAAACUGGUAACAUUUGGACACAUUUACUUGGCUGUGUGGCAUUUAUUGGCAUAGCUAUCUUUUUCCUAACACAACCUCCUAUAGAAAUCCAGUUGGAGGAAAAACUAGUAUUCGGUACUUUCUUUGCAGGUGCUAUAAUUUGUUUAGGAAUGUCAUUUGCCUUUCACACUGUCCACUGCCACAGCGAAUGUGUAGGAAAAUUAUUUUCUAAAUUAGAUUACUGUGGGAUAGCUAUGCUCAUCAUGGGCAGUUUUGUACCAUGGCUUUAUUAUGGUUUUUACUGUGACUAUCAACCUAAACUUAUUUAUUUAUCUGUUGUGGUUGUACUUGGUAUAACAAGCAUCGUAGUAUCAUUAUGGGAAAGAUUUGGUGAACCCAAUUAUAGGCCUCUUAGAGCUGGUAUUUUUAUGGGUUUUGGCCUUAGUGGGGUAAUACCCGCAGUCCAUUAUGCUAUAACAGAAGGCUGGUUCAAAGCAAUUAGUCAAGCAUCCCUUGGCUGGUUGAUACUAAUGGGAUGCUUAUAUAUAUUGGGUGCACUAUUUUAUGCAUUAAGAGUACCUGAGCGAUUUUUUCCAGGAAAAUUUGAUAUUUGGUUUCAGAGUCAUCAAAUCUUCCAUGUGCUAGUAAUCGCUGCUGCUUUUGUUCAUUAUCAUGGUAUAACAGAAAUGGCAAUGCAUAGAAUGACAAUAGGCGAUUGUGCGAAUCCAGCUCAGGUGAUAGCAUUUUAAACAUGUAACAAUAUACUACGAGUAUAUUAUCAAUAUUUUGUCAAAUGUCUUCUCUCUGCAUAACUGUAAUAAGACUAAAAGGAUUCCUAAAACUAUCACAUAUAAAUUGGUGUUAUCAAGGACUUGACCACAAAAAUUUCUUUACAAUCACAAAUUAAUAAUUGUAAUGUUAAUAACAUACAAGUAACAUUACAUUUUUAAAUGCAAGUAAAUCAUGUAUUCGAGCACUUUAAUUUGCAUCAGAUUUAUAUGCUUUUUAUAAUUGGCUAAUUAUAUAAAAUUCAGAAUUUAAUAUAUUUUUACACUCAAUCUAAAAAGAAGAAAAUAGUUCAUUAAAAAUGCAAGAUAAAUUUAACAGCGGAUUAUAUAUAGCAGUUCUCUAUGGAGAAAAAUGCCAUUUUUAUAUUAACCUUUAGCCAGAGUCUUGGUGAUCCGAGUAAAUUUUACUUUCUAUGACAAAUUCUCAAUAUAUAUCAUAUUUGAAUCAUUUUUUCACAUAGAUAUCUGCAAUAGUUAAAAGUCAUGAUUAAAAAUUAAACAAUGUUACAUUAAAAUGUCCAUAGCAAUUACACCAUGCCUCCUGCUAAAGGUCAAUUUUUAUACAAUCUCAUCUAAAUCUAUUGCAUAAUAAAAUUCUGUGGUCUGCCUUAGAUUCAAUCUUGAACUGUUGAAGAUAAAUACUUGUGAUCUUUACUUAUUAGAUUAAUUAGAUUUUAAUACUAAGGUAUAUGUACAGUGAAAAAAGCUACAGUACAGAAAGUGGCUGUUAAAGCAACAGUAAUUAAAUUCAAUGUGUGAUUGUUUAGUUCAAAUCGUUAAUCAUAACAAUAAUAUAAUAAUAAUAAUAAUGAAAAUAAGAUUAAUAUUAAUAAUAAAUAUUAUGAUGAUAAUAAUUAAACUCUUGUUCAACUUACUUUUAUACUUUACAAAGCCACUUGAGAAAAUCAAAACUAAUGUAAAGUAUAAAAGAAAGUAUAUAAAAAAUGCAACGAACAAAAGUUUGUGUCUGAGAUCUAGGAACCAACCAUAAAUACAAAUGACUUUAUAGUGUAAGCACUCUGAAAAUCGUAAUAUAUUUUGAUCACGUUCGUUGUUGAAAUAAUGUAAACUUAUUUAUUCUUAUGAUUAUUGCGAAUGUAGUGCAAUAUUUCAAUUUUCUUCAUUUCUUUUUUUUUUUUUCAAUGUUUUGGCACUUAAAAAGCUUUUUUCCAACUAUAGUCUAUAUCGGAAUUCUAUAUUUUUGUAGCUAUCAAGUGUUGGAUAGAUAAAUUAUGAUUGAUAUAUUUCCUAUUUAUUGAAUAAUUAAUUCUGAAAUCUAGGUACACAUAGAUUGACAGAUUCGUAUUAUUUAUUAUCAUAUAGUUACAAUUAGUAAUUAAUAACACAAAUUAAGUAAUAUUCCACAAUGUACUUAUAAUUUAUAUUAUAUUUCUAUCUAACCUCUAGAAAAUGUAUUACUUGGUUUAUUACCAAGUUGCUUUCUUUAAUUCUUUAAAACAGCACUAUAAUUUAGUAUUUUUUAAAUAUUUAAUAUUCUUUUUAGAAAUCAAUGUGUUAUACGUUUCUGUCAGUCUAAGACAAGAAAAAUGUUGAAAUUUUAUUUUAUGUUAUUGUCAAAAGAUCUAGUACUUAGAAAGAAUGUUGUUAAACUUUUUACACAAAUAAACAUGAGUACUAUUAAUAAAUUAAUAAAGAAACCACAAAUAUAUAUGCAUCUCAUAUGUGACAGUAA
Molecule: messenger RNA, 3484 nt
Organism: Vespa mandarinia (Asian giant hornet)
Lineage: Eukaryota; Metazoa; Arthropoda; Insecta; Hymenoptera; Vespidae
Gene: AdipoR
Product: adiponectin receptor
Biological process (GO): adiponectin-activated signaling pathway
Cellular component (GO): plasma membrane
Molecular function (GO): signaling receptor activity
Source: RefSeq, a predicted model, not a curated record